AUGGGAAUUAAGAUUUACAUGCUAAAAGAACGCCUAGAAAAUUUACCAAAAGCGCAGGCGGCACUUUCUUGGUUAAGGCAAUUUAAUUUUUAUUCUACUGGACUUUGUUUUGCUUUAAUAUUACGCUUCACAAUUUGGCGUCGUCAGAAAAGGCAUAAAUGGAUCCCUUGGUUUACUGGAUUUUUCCUCUCCUAUUUCUACCAUAACUAUAACAUUCUAAGGAGACCAUCGGCAGAUUUAAUUCCACUAGAAGAAUAUAAACGUCAAUCUAUCCCACAUUAUUUGGAGAAAUUUUCAUAA
Messenger RNA from Meloidogyne enterolobii, 300 nucleotides. The record is from the annotation of a GenBank genome assembly. Lineage: Eukaryota; Metazoa; Nematoda; Chromadorea; Rhabditida; Meloidogynidae.